AGAGGGAGAAAGCUGCUCAAGGACCAGGGAGGAGCAGAUAAGGUGAAGAUCUAAAGGCAAUUACAGCACUGGGUUCCAAAACUAGAAGACCACUGGUGACUUUGCAGUACAUCAGAGGGUGCAGAUUAUCCUUCUGUGUGGUGAGACAGGAAGAGCAUCAGCACUGGCACUUAAGUGCCAAUCAGAGGUCUAUUUGUGCAGUUGAUGAUCUCGCCCUAGUGCCGAGUUGUGAUGUGUGGGUGCACCAUGGCAAUACAAGGUUCAAUAGUGAGCCUGGCUCUACUGUUCUUUGGGAUUCAAGCUGUUCCUAACCCCACCAGCAAACUAGUGAGGACCACAAGAGUGAGGCGACAGGUUCCCGAAGACGGGGGUCCCUCUAGCAACCAGACCCAGGCCAUGAUCUUCAAUCAUGUAUACAACAUCAAUGUACCUCUAGAGUCACUCUGUUCAGUGGACCUAGACACGGUACCAGGACCAGGGACAAACAAAGGUACAGCUGGGAGUGACAAGAUGCCGACAGAGUACACAGAAGAGACAGUGGACUCGGACAGCCAGGUGACCUUCACCCAUCGCAUCAAUAUCCCAAAGCAGACCUGUGCUUGUCCUGCGGCUGCCGCCAUGGAACAGCUGGCUAACCGCGUAGAGAUGCUGGAGAGGGAGGUGUCCUUGCUUCGAGCACAGUGUAGCUCCAGCUGCUGCGGAGAGAGCUCUGUUAUGGGUCGCUUGGACUUCGUCCCUCAGUGUGGCCAUGGCACGUUCAGUAUGGAGGUUUGUGGGUGUGUUUGUGAAGAAGGAUGGAUUGGCAAGAACUGCUCUGAACCCCGCUGCCCAGAUGACUGCUCCGGCCAGGGCAUUUGCAUCGAAGGCGAGUGUGUAUGCGACCGUAACUUUGGCGGUGAGAACUGCUCGGAGCCUCGAUGUCCAGGUGAUUGCUCUGACAGGGGGUUGUGCAUUGAUGGCGAGUGUGUUUGUGAGGAAGCCUUUGCUGGAGAGGACUGCUCGCUGGGCAGAUGUCUGAACGAUUGCUCAGAUCAAGGAACCUGUGUGAACGGAACCUGCCAGUGCCGACCUGGCUUCCUGGGGGAAGACUGCUCUCUCAUCUUCUGUGCUAAUAACUGCAGCCAGAAAGGGGUGUGUAAGGACGGUUUCUGUGCCUGUCAAGAGGGAUAUACAGGAGAUGACUGCGCUUCAGUGUCACCUCCUAUGAAUCUGCGAGUUCGGGGAGUGUCAGAGAACACCAUUGAUCUGGAAUGGGAGGGGCCUGUGAUCCUGACAGACUAUCUCAUCACUUACGCCCCCACAACCCCUGGUGGAGUCCAACUAGAGAUCAGAGUCCCAGGAAAUGUUACCAACACCACCAUCAAAGGCUUGGGGCCGGGUCUGGAGUACAACAUCAAUGUGUACGCGGUGAUCGACAACAUCAUAAGUGCCCCAAUGAACACCUUAGUCUCCACCUAUCUCUCGAAUCCAGACGGUUUACUCUUCAAAUCCAUCAUGGAGACAUCCGUGGAGGUUCAGUGGCAACCCUUAGACUACUUGUUUGAUGGUUGGGAAAUAAGCUUCAUUCCCAAGGACAAUGAUGGAGGGAUGACAGCACAACUACCCAGUACCAUCACGUCAUUCCACCAAACAGGGCUGCGGCCUGGGGAAGAAUACACUGUCAACCUGGUGGCCUUGAAAGACCAGGGAAGGAGCCAGCCUGUUACUGAAACUGUUAUCACACAUUUAUCUACCCCAGAGAAGGCCCGGGAAGAUGAGCUUUCGCUAAGCAACCUGAGAGUGCUGUCGAAAACUUCCACUAGCCUGGAGCUGGAAUGGGACAAUAGUGAGGCAGAUGUAGAAGGCUACAGGGUGGUUUACAGCACACUGGCUGGUGAUCAGUAUGACAAAGUCAUUGUCCCAAGCAACGAUGGCGCCACCACCAAAACUACUCUCACUGAUUUACUGCCUGGCACAGAGUAUGGCAUAGGAAUUUCAGCCGUUCUAGGUGCCAACCAAAGCACCCCAGCAACGAUGAAUGCCAGAACGGGUCUGGAUGUCCCCUUGGAUUUGACUGUCACAGCCUCCACAGACAACACCAUCACUCUGUUGUGGGGCACAGUGCAGGGGCCUAUUGAUCACUAUAAGGUGACCUACACUUCCUCCACUGGAGUCACAACUGAGCUGACGGUGCCCAAGGACGUCAACACCACCACACUGACAGGUCUAGAGCCGGGCACCGAGUACACCAUUACAGUUGCAGCACAGAGAGGCAGGCAGCAGAGCACUGCCGCUACUAUUGAUGCCUUCACAGGGUUCCGCCCUAUCACACAGCUCUUCUUCUCCGAUGUCACUUCUGAUUCAUUGACUGUGGCAUGGAGUGCACCGGCACCACCUGCUGACGCAUUCAUCUUGAACUACAAUGCUCAGGACUCCAGUGAUGAUUCUGAGAUUGCUCUAGAUGGGUCCAAAACCAGAAUCACACUCACUGGUCUCCUGCCCUCCAGGCGGUACACUGUUACCCUGGUUACCAUGCACGGCAAUGUGACCUCAAAGCCAGUUAUAGGCUCAGUCGCAACAGGAUUGGACCCUCCCAGAGAUAUGAGUGUGAUGUACGUCACAGAGGAAUCUGUAACCAUAUCAUGGAUUCAACCACUCGCACCCUUUGAUUACUAUAAAAUGUCUUACCAAUCACCAAAAGGUAGGAUGGACAAUGUGGUGAUUGACAAUGACAUCACCAACUACACCCUAACCAGCCUCCAUCCAGCAACGGAGUACGAAAUUAAGCUGAACGCAGUGAGAGGAAGCCAAGAGAGCAAGGUCAUCACCACUACUGUCUUUACAGCUAUGGACAUGCCUAUGGAGCUCACUGCAUUGAAUGUUACACCUCAGGGGGCUCUGCUGCGUUGGAACCCCCCUGUUUCCAGUGUUGAUAACUACGUGCUCACCCUCACCCGGAACCAAGUUACGGCAGACACCUUCUUAGUGGAGGGUAACAAGCAGGAGCACCAGCUGAGUCAGCUCAUCCCCAGCACCACCUACUCAUUGGCUCUUUAUGCCUCUAAAGGUCCUCUCACCAGUGGCACAGUCAUUGCCAACUUUGUCACACCCAUGGAUGUGCCCCAGAACCUGACAGCUAGUGAGAUUAACCAUCGAAGCGCCCUCAUAUCCUGGCAGCCGCCCAUCGCAGACAUCGAUAACUACAUGCUGACCUACAAAGCAGCAGACGGCAGUCGAAAGGAGCUGAUCUUAGAUGCUGAAGACACAUGGAUCCGUCUCGAGGGGCUGGCGGAGACCACCGAAUACACUGUGAGACUGCAAGCCGCCAGAGGAUUAGAGACCAGCGCCAUUGUUUCUACAUCUUUCACAACAGGAAACCGAUUGUUUCCCACGCCACAGAACUGUGCGCAACACCUCCUGAACGGAGAGACGCUGAGCGGAAUUUACACCAUCUACAUCAACAGAGACCUCAGCCAAGGUGUGCAGGUUUACUGCGACAUGACCACCGACGGAGGCGGCUGGAUAGUGUUCCAGCGACGUCAGAACGGUUUGACUGAUUUCUCCAGGAAGUGGAGUGACUACAAGAUCGGCUUUGGCAACCUGGAGGAUGAAUUCUGGCUCGGCUUGGACAACAUUCAGAAGAUUGCAGCUCAAGGUCGUUAUGAGCUCCGCAUUGACAUGAAAGACGUCCAGGAGUCUGUAUAUGCCAACUAUGACAGGUUUUCCAUUGGAGAUUCCAAGAGCCUCUACAAACUGCGGAUAGGAGAGUAUAAUGGCACUGCAGGUGACUCUCUAAGCUACCACCAGAGCAGACCUUUCUCUACCAAGGACAAGGACAAUGAUAUCGCUGUCACUAACUGUGCACUGUCCUACAAAGGAGCCUGGUGGUACAAAAACUGUCAUCGGGCCAACCUUAACGGCAAAUACGGAGAGUCCAGACAUAGUCAGGGUAUAAACUGGUAUCACUGGAAAGGCCAUGAGUUUUCCAUCCCUUUUGUGGAGAUGAAGAUGAGACCUUUCAACUACCGCAGCAUCAGUGGCAAGCGGAGGAGGUCCACCCAUUAAUCUACCAUCCUACUAGCUGUUUCUAUUUUUAAAUAGGGCGAGGAGGACAGAAGGAGCGAUGUAACUUAUUUAAAUCUUCGAAUGACAAAAUCCCUUUGACGAAUGUCUGAUGUAAAUUGUAAACCUUGAGGUUCGGUGACUUUCUAUAUGUGUAAUGCUAUUUGUUCAGCUCCGGGAGAUUGAAGACUAGGUAGGGUUUGGUAUUUUUAGCACGUUUACCGUAUGAGGCCUGUGGAAAGAACCUCAUUAUUAAGUGAAGAAAAGAUCAUUUCUCCCUUUGAGAUAAAAGAUUUUAGAAGAAAAUGAAUGCCCGUUAAAAUGAGAUGCUUCUAUUUUUAUAAAUGAUGAGAAAUAAGAAAUACCUUUAAAAAAGUAACUGAAUGAUUUUUGGUCAGUUUUGAUUUAUGUUCAUGUGACCAAUUACAGUGUUGUAUUUUGCAUUUACUGCACCCUGAAGCAAACAAUAUUUGCUUUAUUGUAACUGCAUUUUCAUCUCAUAUUUAAACUUAAACAUUAACAGUUGGCCAUUGUACUGUUAAAGCGUUGCAGUCGAGGUUGAAGUUGCAAAUGUUGGGUUUUCUGGAAAAGAUGAUACAAAACACAAAAUGUUAUUAUUAUUAUUGAAACCUCAGAAACCAAAGAAUUAUUCAGUAUCUGCGGUCAAAACAGAUUGAAAAAAGAAUGAUCACAUGCUUAUCACUCAUAUAAUUUGCCCCAUAUUAGAUUAAAUUUUUAUUUUAAAUUUUACAAUUUUGUGCAUGGCUGAUAAGUAAUACUUUUACAUCAUAGGUUUUUUUUUUUUGUAUGUUUGUUUGUUUGUUUUAAGGUAUAAACUGUCCUUAGAGCACUGAUAUGUACAUAUGAAAAACUCAUAUGGAGAAUUUUUACAUAGUUAUGUUUCACAUUCAAUGCUUUGAGUGUUUUGUUCCUGUAGACUUGAAAGAAUAAUGGUGUCCUUCUGUGUCUUGGUAAAUCCUCUAGAUUAAUAGCAAUUCAUAGGUGAGUGCAGGAGAAUUGCAGUAUGUGUUUUGCACUGCAGUAGUACAUGCAGAGUGAAGACCAUCUGAAGGGUUCUUUUCAUAGAUCUUCUGUUCGUUUCAUGCAUAGUCAUUGUAAAAUGGAGUUGGACAGACACCUGCUGACAAGCAGUCAAGCUUGAGCUUUCAAGACCUGACGUACACACAAUAGGUCACAAAAGUAAUGCAACUCUUAGUGCAACUUAGAACAUAGCCUUAAUUCUUUUACCAUUUUGUACCUGACAAGAAUAUAUUAUUUCAUUCUGUAGUUUAACAUGGCCUCAGUGUGUUUUGUACAGUGAUUGAAAGGUUUGUGAAGGAGUACGACCAUGUCAUGUUUUUCUAAACCUUCCUCAUACAAUGUAACUUUUACCUCAGCAAGAUGAUUUAGAUUUUUCUUCUUUAAUUUAUCUGUAUGCUCUACCCAUUUCUGUAAGGCUGUAGACAAAUAUUGUUCAGUUCUCCGGAGUUCUGCUUCUCACAACACCUGUUUCGCAUAGUCUCAAAUCUCCUAAUGAGCCUCUUCUGAGAGACGGCGCUAUGAUGUCUUCAAAGAGUUUCUACGCUUUUCCUUUGCUUCUAUUUUUUCUUUCCUUUUUGAGGGGUAAGAUUAGAGAGUGUAGCAACAGCUGGGAUGGGAACUAGAAACCAAGUAAAUUCUUAAUCAGCUCAAGCUAAUUGCAUUUAACACUGAAAAAUACUUACAUUUUGCUUGCACCAGAAGGCAUCGUUUUCUCCAGUUACUGUUCUGCAGAGAACAUGGGUGGAAAUAUGUGUUCCUUCUUCUGUUUUCUAACUGUUUCCGUCAGAAAACUAAUUGUUUGUGGGUUCACAGUGAAGCAGCCCUUCUGUAGUUAUUUCUGAAAGAGGAAUAGAGACUUUAGAGUUGUGUUGACUGAUUGAGACAGCUUCUCAACAGAGAGUGACAGCAGAUUUUCCUCCAUUAUUCAUUGACUCAGCAUAUGGUGGGGGCACUUCAAGUCCCCUUCAUUCUGACAUGCCUCCCAUCCACCAAACCACUUGGUUCAACAUUCACCACGGGAGCACACUUAAAAACAUGUUAUACACAACACUUGGAACUAGGUCAACUAGGUCAUUUUACCACUUUCAUAUACAUUUAUUUAAUUUCAUUACGAUAUUGUAAAAAUCCCCUACAUUUUGUACCUAAGAGGAUGUUGUAGAGCAGUAAAAAUGUUUAACUGCUUAUCCUUUACCUCUAUGGCUCUUGGAAAAAUGUGUUUAGCAUGAACACUAAUGAAGCAGGUAAUGUGUGCAAAAGAACGGUCUUUGAGACAUUUGUCCCUAACUUGCUAACCACAUUGUCAGAUAACCUUGGAUAUUAUUGUAACAGAUCAAAUUAGCUCUAGUUUAACUUAAAAUGUGCUGUAUAGUUCCUUUUUUAAUACAUUUU
Messenger RNA from Sinocyclocheilus rhinocerous, 6471 nucleotides. RefSeq names its product tenascin-R-like. The transcript is spliced from 24 exons. The record is from RefSeq and is a predicted model, not a curated record. Lineage: Eukaryota; Metazoa; Chordata; Actinopteri; Cypriniformes; Cyprinidae. The coding region runs from base 232 to 4044 and encodes 1270 amino acids. Gene Ontology annotation, molecular function: protein binding.